AUGGAGAAUAGUGAACAGGCCACUAGCCCUGAGGGAGCCUCCAGGGUUUCAACGAGAACCACAUCUCGUGUACUAUCCAGGGACUACGCGGAGCAGAAUCUAUCGAGAUCGCCUUCCCAGAAUCAAUCUCGUGCUAGAUACGCCGAAUUCAAUUUUGGCCCAGCGACACUGCGUCAUCGCAUCAGUAGCCUACAAACGAGUCCGAAUCCAAGUCCUGGCCCAGCACGAACUUGGGGGAGAGAUUAUGCUGAAUCCAGCAGAAGAUCUGUCGCAAUUGCAGCGCCUUCUUCAGCCCGAGGGGAUGCUACUGAUGCUGCGUCCCGCAAAUUCUCUCUGGCAGGUCCACCACCUUUGGAUACCUUAGCCGCCAACCAACCAUAUAUUGAUCCGGGAUAUGCACAACUCAACCCUGCGUAUGAUCAGCCAAUGAAUGUCCGACCAGUAUGGGGUCUAGCCAAACCAUUGCCUCGUGUGCUGAGACCUGGUAUGGUUCCAGCGAAGGACGAGCUCGAGAAGGACGUCCAAGAGGAAGAAAGAGAGGCCCAACAGCCGCUGUCGACAGACGUUGAAGCUGGCAGAAUUGAACCCUCACUUAUGCCCGACAAGAUAUCCUCUCAGUUGGACACUAUCCGACGCGAGAGAGAAAUAUCUUUAUACCGAGCUUACCAGAACCAAUACCAAGAGUCGCCGGGAUUUUCACCAUUUGGCGCAGGUAGAAGACCUUCAGAUACACCAACCGAAACACUCCAUAACCGGAUUCGACCGGAAGAUACGAUUGAGGAGGAAGCGGGUUCCGAGCCACAACAGCCGGAACAUGUCGAGCCGCCAGAGCUGUCAUUGCCCGAGGCAGUAACGAACGUGAAGCAAGCAAGGGGGGAAGAGGAACCGAAAUACGUACCCUACGAAGAUGCAGUUCCUUUGGCAGCUUACAAGGCCGAGGACGAAGAAGUCCAUAAUUUGCAUACAUAUUGGUCGAUUAUUCGGCUACGCUUUCGAGAGCCGUUGGCCGAGCUUCUGGCAAUCAUGGUUCAAUACACACUCGGUUUCAGCGCAAACCUGUCAAUGACUGUUUCUCGUGGCUCAGCUGGCGCCAACGAUACAGGAACCUGGGCAUGGGGUCUUGCGACUAUGAUAGCCAUCUACAUCGCCGGCGGGAUAUCCGGCGCUCACCUGAAUCCGGCAAUAUCGCUCAUGUUCUACAUCUACCGGGGUUUCCCAUUGCGCAAAGUCCCCGUCUAUGUCGCUGCACAGAUGCUCGGUGCUUUCCUCGCGGCCUUGAUUGCAUUUGGUAUCUUCCGACCAGGUGCCAGAUCGACUGCAGCUUUACCACUGGCGCCAUCAGUGUCAACGGUAGUGUUAUCCAACUUCCUCACAUUCCCACGGGCCCCUUGGGUUGAUAGCAGCAUUGCAUACCUCGCCGAACUCAUGGGUACAACCAUCCUCACUAUCUCGGUGCUCGCACUGGGCGACGACACCAAUGCCCCUCCCGGGGCUGGAAUGAAUGCCUUCAUAGUCGGCCUGCUUGUCACCGUCCUCGGCAUGGCAUUCGGCUACAUCACGGGUCUAGCUAUGAACCCAGCCCGCGACUUUGGCCCCCGCCUUGCUAUGCUCGUUCUCGGCUACGGCACCCCCAAAACCCUCUUCGCUGACGGUUACUGGCUUAAGGUGGCAUGGUUAGGUCCUAUUGUCGGUGCAAUCUUGGGCGGGUUUCUUUAUGACGCAGCUAUAUUUGUUGGCGGCGAGAGUCCCGUGAAUUAUCCCACGAGACGAAUUCGACGGGCUGCGCGGAAGUGGAGGAAGCGGUGGAAAGCGAGGAUGAAUUUUCGACGAACAAAAAGGUGA
This is a messenger RNA of Cladophialophora bantiana CBS 173.52, 1842 nucleotides long. RefSeq lists its product as uncharacterized. The record is from RefSeq and is a predicted model, not a curated record. The transcript is spliced from 4 exons. Gene Ontology annotation, molecular function: glycerol channel activity; water channel activity. The coding region runs from base 1 to 1842 and encodes 613 amino acids. Gene Ontology annotation, biological process: glycerol transmembrane transport; water transport. Gene Ontology annotation, cellular component: plasma membrane. NCBI's taxonomy places the organism in Eukaryota, Fungi, Ascomycota, Eurotiomycetes, Chaetothyriales, Herpotrichiellaceae.